UUCUGCAACAGCUUUGACGGCGUGCCUACCAGCCGAGCCGUUGACAGACUAAUGCGGACGCUCUGGUUGCUUACAACUGCACAUUUGUGGCGAAAUGGAGAGCGGUGAACGGAACAAAAUUCGUGGAAUUCAAUUUUAGCUUGUACGAACUUUAAUUUUUGACCGAGGCGACGUCACUGGGCGGACGCAUAGCGCGUACCACCACCCUCGCGCCAGCCGCUGAAAGCUGAGGGACAUAAAUAAAUAUUCAGCGCCGUCAGCUAACAGUUAGCAGACAGAAACACGACCCAGAGGACUGCGUUACUGUUUACCUCCUCCCAGCCUGUCGCGCAGUCAGCAAGGAGACCCCCGAAGACUAAGCGGAGAAUGCAGUCAUCAGAGCAGGACAUGCAGGCUUGACUCUGGUUCCAGACAACCAUGGAGUCCUCUUCUGAGUCCCAGCUGGAGCCUGAGACAACAUUGCACCCUGCAGAGCUGAAAGAGCAUCAUGCCGCCUCUGCUGCUAUAACGUACAGCGAUGACACCAUCCUUCUGACCCCAAGCAGGAUGAGCCAACGGCAGGUGAAAGAACGGGACAAGGAGAAGGAGAAGGAAAAGGAGAAGGAGAAGGAGGCGGGCCUCCAAACACCCAACAGGGAGCACAUUACCACCCCCUCUAACCUCAGCCCAGGGGUCAGCUACAGCCAGGGUUUUGAGAAAGUGAAGGAGGACCUCCUGCCUCUGCCUUUGAAAGAGGACUCUAAUUCCAUAUCAAAGAGCAAGUCUGAAACCAAGCUGUACAAUGGCUCAGAUAAGGAUGUGCCAGCGCCUGGUGGAAAGCUCACCAAGAAGGAGUCCCUCAAGGUGCAGAAGAAGAACUACAGAGAAGAAAAGAAGAGGGCAACCAAGGAGCUGCUCAGCACCAUCACAGAUCCCUCUGUCAUCGUCAUGGCUGACUGGCUCAAGAUCCGAGGCACGCUGAAGAGCUGGACCAAGCUGUGGUGUGUGCUGAAACCAGGCGUCCUCCUCAUAUAUAAGACUAACAAAAACGGCCAGUGGGUGGGAACGGUACUACUGAAUGCCUGUGAACUCAUCGAGAGGCCUUCCAAGAAAGAUGGGUUCUGCUUCAAGCUCUUUCACCCACUGGAGCAGUCCAUCUGGGCUGUUAAGGGUCCUAAAGGAGAAGCAGUGGGCUCUAUCACGCAACCGUUACCCAGCAGCCACCUCAUCUUUCGAGCCGCAUCAGAGUCUGAUGGUAAGAGGCGGGCUGUCAAUUACAGCUCUGUCUCUGAUUCUGGCCGAUGCUGGAUGGACGCGUUGGAGCUGGCCCUGAAGUGUUCCAGUCUGUUAAAGAGGACCAUGAUCCGGGAGGGGAAGGAGGACAUGAGCACAGUAUCUACGGGUGGAGAGCACUCCAUUAAUUUCUACAGCCUCCUCAGAGCACACAACAUCCAUGGUUUCCAGUUCAAUGACAGUGACCAUCUGAAAGACCCGGACCUCUACUCAGAUAAAUCUGACAGGGAGGGAGAGCAGGACCAUGAGGAGUCAGACCCUGAGGGCCUGGAAAAGAGUGAAGAGAGCGACAGCGACACAUCAGAGCGUCAGGAUGACUCAUACAUCGACCUGGACCCCAACGAGCAUCUGCGGGAAACCCCAUACAUGGAGGAGUCACACGAAGAGCUGGGGGAGGCUGGUGAAGCUGCUCAGACAGAGACUGUAUCCGAGGAGAAUAAAUCUCUAAUCUGGACUCUGCUGAAGCAAGUGCGACCAGGCAUGGAUCUGUCCAAGGUUGUACUGCCCACUUUCAUUCUGGAGCCCAGAUCCUUCCUGGACAAGCUGUCUGACUACUACUAUCACGCAGACUUCCUGUCAGAAGCUGCAGUUGAAGAAAAUGCCUAUAACCGGAUGAAGAAGGUGGUGAAAUGGUACAUUUCUGGAUUUUACAAAAAGCCAAAGGGGUUGAAGAAGCCUUACAACCCCAUCAUUGGAGAGACGUAUCGGUGCAUGUGGCUCCAUCAGAAGACCAACAGCAAGACAUUUUAUAUUGCAGAACAGGUCUCUCAUCACCCACCAGUGUCGGCCUUCUAUGUCAGCAACAGGAAAGACGGGUUCUGCCUCAGUGGCAGCAUCCUGGCCAAGUCCAAGUUCUACGGAAACUCCUUGUCCGCCAUAUUAGACGGAGAAGCUCGUCUUACAUUCCUCAACCGAGGGGAGGACUACGUAAUGAACAUGCCGUACGCUCACUGUAAAGGCAUACUGUAUGGAACCAUGACCCUGGAGCUGGGGGGUCAGAUUACCAUUGCGUGUGAGAAAACAGGCUACAGCUCUCAGCUCGAGUUCAAACUCAAGCGACAGCCGUUCCUGGGCAGCAGCGACUGUGUCAAUCAGAUCUCUGGAAAGAUCAAGCUGGGAAAGGAGGUGUUGGCUACUCUAGAGGGACACUGGGAUAGCGAGAUCUUCAUCAACGACAAGAAGACUGGGACGGUGGAUACUUUCUGGGACCCCACGCCAGAGCUGAGGGGGAACAGGCUGACACGAUACACCGUCCCACCAGAAGAGCAGGGGGAGUAUGAGUCAGAAAGACUGUGGCAGCAUGUGACUCGUGCCAUUAACAGCAAGGAUCAGACCGAGGCCACCAACGAGAAAUUCAUCCUGGAGGAAGCCCAGAGGAAGGCAGCCCGUGAGCGCAAGGUCAAAUGCGAGGAGUGGGUCCCCGCCUUGUUCGAGCAGGACCCCGUCACCGGAGAAUGGCAUUACAGAUAUGCAGACACAAGGCCAUGGGAUCCUCUCAACGACCUGAUUCAGUUCGAGAAAGAUGGCUGUAUCCAGACCAAGGUCCGACACCGCACCCCUAUGGUACGUUCUGGCAGUCUUAUUAGUCUGAGUAACCAGGGGCCGCGGAGGGACAAUUGCAAGUGCCAGGUAACGGUGCCAAAGAGGAAACACAAGAGUGACAAGCCCAAGAGCCCAGAAAGCGGCUGCUCCUCACCGGAACCUGACCGGCAUGACUCAUCUGGCAGCGAACGACACAAAAGCAAGCAUAACAGUCGACUGAGAAAAAAGGGUGCAGACCUCAGUGAACUUCAAAGUGCCAUCGAAUCUAUAAAGCAGACGCAGGAGGACAUAAACAGGAGCAUCACCGUCCUGCGGAGUCGUACAGUAGGCCGGGCUGAUAGCAGCUCCUUCCUCCAGCAGCGGGACUACGUCAUCAUUGCUUUCCUCAUCGUCCUCCAGGUUCUGAUCAACUACAUUUUCAAGUAGCAGCCAAAAGGCCCCCCUCACACACACUUGAACUACGACGACUAAGCAUCAAGAUGGAGAUUUGUAGUCGAGCGGACCUCCAACUCCCCCGUUCUCUAUGCUCAAUAAACCCAUAUACUAGCGUCCUGAAAAGCCGAAGCCUCGACUCAAAAAGAGACCGUUUUUAACACAUAUUUAUUUGUCACCAUCACCGUACCGAAUCUCUAUGGAGAUGCGUAGAUUUCAAAGACGAAAGGAGCAGCGGUGAGAUGUCCCCGGAGGAGGGAAUUUCAUGUGAAAAAAAGUCUCGACUGCCUCUCGGGAAUUUAUAUUAAUUUGCCUUGAUAUUAAAGGCAAAGACAGCAGCCAUCUUUUUGCUGUUGUUUAUUUUAGUUCUAUUUUUUUAUUAUUUUAUUUUUUAAUGGAGUGAUGCUACUCCGAUGUUUCACAUUUCACCUGAAAUGACAGGGAACCUUUUUCUCAGCAACAAGGACCACCGCUCAGAUUGUAACACAUGCAAUCCCUUUCAUUUUAAUGCAUUUUUCUUUUUCUUUUCUCUGCUCUUAUCAUAUCCUGUGUUUAAUUGAAGUCUGCUCGAAACAUAAAACAGCAAAAACACGAUAAAAGGGAAAGAUAAACAGAGUGGUCCAAUCUGUGUGACUUUUAUUUUUGUAUUAUCAGAUCCUCUUAUAUUAACUCGUUUGAUUCCGCUUGUGGAAAUCGAAGACAAUGACAACAACACAAGUGACAAAAGGAAUAGAAGCUAUAGAACUCCACUUUUUGCAUUCAAAAUCAUUGUUUAGGAAAGAAAAUCCAAUGUUUGACACGUCAUAUGUGUAUAUUGUAAGUAGCGUGUACAAACCAGGGUGAACUUUGGAGACCAUUUUUGUCUUAUGGCACAAAUGCACUGGAAAUGGGGGACAUUGGCAUUGUUCAUGCACUCAUCCAUCAUAUCUUUUCAGCAUGGGAUCAAACAGAUGCUCUCAUUAAGGAAAAAAAAA
Fundulus heteroclitus (mummichog) is the source of this 4220-nucleotide messenger RNA. It is a transcript of the gene osbpl8, whose product is annotated as oxysterol binding protein-like 8. The transcript has 25 exons. Gene Ontology annotation, cellular component: intracellular membrane-bounded organelle; cytosol; membrane. The coding region runs from base 418 to 3240 and encodes 940 amino acids. The record is from RefSeq and is a predicted model, not a curated record. Lineage: Eukaryota; Metazoa; Chordata; Actinopteri; Cyprinodontiformes; Fundulidae. Gene Ontology annotation, molecular function: cholesterol binding.